Messenger RNA from Cyprinodon tularosa, 7416 nucleotides. RefSeq names its product centromere protein E (gene cenpe). Gene Ontology annotation, cellular component: microtubule. Gene Ontology annotation, biological process: microtubule-based movement; mitotic cell cycle. Gene Ontology annotation, molecular function: ATP binding; microtubule binding; plus-end-directed microtubule motor activity. The coding region runs from base 127 to 7350 and encodes 2407 amino acids. The transcript has 47 exons. The record is from RefSeq and is a predicted model, not a curated record. NCBI's taxonomy places the organism in Eukaryota, Metazoa, Chordata, Actinopteri, Cyprinodontiformes, Cyprinodontidae.
AGAUUUAAGCUUUAUGAUUCAAACUGUUUAGUUUUCCCUGAAGGUGGAAGAAUGUUGUAAAAGAAGACGCGGUUCUCUAGUUAGUCCAGUUUUCUCUUCAGGUCUCCUUUUUCCACAGCGGAGAACAUGGCGGCGGAAUCCGUUAAAGUGUGUGUCCGGGUCCGGCCUGUUGUUGAGAGGGAAGAAACAGCUGCUUCAGAAAACGGACAGCCUGUCCAGCUGUUUUGGAAAACAGAUAAGAAAUCAGUUUGUCAGAUUGAUGAUGGAAAUUCCAGCAAGUGCUUCAGCUUUGACAGAGUGUUUACAGCUAAAGAAUCCACCAGCCAGCUUUACCAGGAGAUCGCAAAGCCCCUGGUUGUUUCCACUGUUCAAGGUUACAAUGGAACCAUAUUUGCGUACGGUCAGACCUCUUCAGGGAAGACCUUCACCAUGAUGGGCUGUGAUAGCAAUCCUGGAGUCAUUCCUUUGGCUGUAGAUGAUGUCUUCCAAACUAUUAAAAAUUUUCCCAAAAAAGAGUUCCUUCUGCGAGUGUCUUACAUGGAGAUCUACAAUGAAACUGUGACUGAUCUGCUGGUGGAUAGCCGGAAGAGAAAGCCUUUGGAAGUUCGGGAAACAAUCAAUAAAACCAUCUACGUGGCCGACCUGACGGAGGAGCUGGUUACUACUUCAAAGCAAGCCCUGGCCUGGAUCAAGAAAGGAGAGAAGAACCGCCAUUAUGGGAAGACUAAGAUGAACCAGCGCAGCAGUCGCUCACACACCAUAUUCCGUAUGAUAUUGGAGAGCAGGGAAAGGAGUGAUCCGGCGUCAGGGGAAAACGCUGAUGGAGCCAUUAUCGUUUCCCAUCUAAACUUGGUGGAUCUAGCUGGAUCAGAAAGAGCCAGCCAAACGGAGACGGAAGGUACUCGUUUUAAAGAAGGCUGUAACAUCAAUCUGAGUUUGUUCACACUUGGACAGGUGAUCAAGAAACUCACAGAUGAAAGCCAGAAGGGUUUUACCAACUACAGAGAUAGCAAACUGACCCGCAUCCUACAGAACUCAUUAGGAGGCAACGCUAAAACCGUCAUCAUCAGCACCAUCACUCCUGUGUGUCUAGAUGAGACCCUCAGCACCCUGCAGUUUGCCAGCACUGCCAAGAAAAUGAAGAAUGAUCCUCAUGUGACGGAGGUAUCAGACGAUGGGGCGUUGCUCAAGAGGUACCGCAAUGAGAUCGUAGACCUUAAACGUCGACUCCAUGAGGUGUCUUCAGUCACUCAGACCACAGCAACAGAGAAAGAGGUUCUGUCUCAGUUGCUCCAAGAAAAAGAGCAGCUCCAGAGAGAACAAGAAGAUCGAAUCAGAAACCUAACUGAGCUGCUGGUCACCGGUUCCAAACUGGUCUAUUUACCAAAGCUCCCUAAACGCAGGAUGACCUGGGGAGGAAAGAUGCUCAAACUUGCCAAUCCCUCUGCCUGUGAUGAUGACGAGGAUGACGACGGCCCGUCUCACAUGAACAUGAGCUUAAGCCGCAAGAGGAAAGCUGAUCGCCUCUCUUCCCUGAAUCAAUCAUCGGAUGAGGACUUCUUUUCCCACUCUGAGAUUCCUGAGGAGCCAUCAGAGGAAAUGGAGAUGAGUCAGAGCUCUGUGACUGUUCGCAGCUCUGGAGGAAGCGACAGAUUCCCACAGUCCUCUGAUCAAACAUGUCAGCUUUCAGCCAAAAUCUCUAAUCUGGAGUUGCAACUUGAAAUUGAAAGUCAACAGAGAGAGGAGGCCGUAAGAAAGGCAGAAAUGAUGGAAGGCCGAGAAGCAGAGCUGCAGCUGCAGACCCAGUCAGAGGCUUUGCAGAAACAACAGGCUGUAGAGAAAAUGCAGGCAACAGAACUGAGGCUAUCUGAAGUGGAGUCGCUGCUGCAGAAUGAAGUCCGAGAGAAGCAAGAGGCUUUGGAGAAGAUGCAGACACUGGAGCAGCAGUUUGAAGAGCUGAAAACGCAGCUGCAAAGUGAAACGGAGCAAAAGAUGGACGCCUUGUGGAAACUGGAAGCAUCAGAGCAGAAUGUUGCUGAGCUGAAGAAGGCUCUGGAAACGGAAGCUGAGAAGAAACUGGAAACCAGUGUCAACAUGGACUCCAGCGGUUCAGACCUUAGCAGCGAGCAGCAGACUUCUGAAUUACAGCAGAUGAGGAAAGACUUUGCAGAGAGCCUUCAGCUGUGUGAAAGCUUGGCCCUAGAGAAGGAAAAAGUGAUUGCUGAGCGAGACUAUCUGAAGAAGGAGCUGGGGAUGUUCCUGGAGCACACUGAGAGUUUAGAAAAGGAGAAGUCUGCUCUCUGUCAGGAGCUGAAAGAGAAGAAGGAGAUGGAUGAGUUCCUCAGUCUGGAAGAUAAAUUCACAAAGGAACAUGAGAAUGAAUUAAAAAAAGAAAUAUCUGCUUUAAAGAGGGAAAUUGAAUCCUAUGAACAUCGAUGCCUGGAUCUGCAGGUGACACUGACUGCCACCAAAGAGAGGUUGGAAGCUAAGGUUAAUGACCUGCAUGUGGAGCUGGAGAAGGAAAGGUCCCGCGAUGCAAAGAUUGAUAACAGUCUAUCAGAAGAGCCCAGUGAUGCAGUGGAUGAUGGAAACCUCGCUGCUCUUCAUGAUGCCACAGUCCCAACAAGGAUCUUGGAAAGUGUGGAACUGGACCGGAGCGUGAGCAGCCUGAAGACGGAGCUGGCUGUGUCUCAGGAAGCAGAGGAAACACUUCAGGAUUCAGUUCAGACUCUGAAAGCUCAGCUGGAAAGCUUGACUCAACAGAUGGCUGAGCUGACUGAGCAGCUGCAGGCUGUGAGAAAGGAAAGAGACGACCUUCAGUCAGGAAAGGCUCAGACUGAACAAGAGGCCGAGCAGCUCAGAGACCUGCUUCAAGCAUUGAAGACAGAAAAUGUGGAAAUUCAGGCAGAACUUGGAAGCAGAGCUCAGAAGGAGAAGGAAUUGAGCCAGCGAUGUUCUGAUGUAACACAGCUGCUGAACACACUGCAGGCAGAGCAGAAGGAAUCCCAGUCUGAAAGGAGUCGGCUUUUAGCGUCUCUAGAAGAAAAGGACUCAGAGCUGAAAGAGAUGGUUGCAGCCCUCCAGUGUGCAGCAGCAGAGAAGGAGGCCCUGCUGCAGGCACAGAGCGCUGGUGCUGAGGUCACUGUGAAGGAUGAUGAUGAUGAAGCAGCUGCAGUUCUUCUAAGGAGCGUUCAGGAAGAGCUUAGAGAACAGAAGCAGAUGAACGAUGACCUGAUGCAAACCUCUGUUCAGAAAGAGGCUGAGAUGCUGAGGCUGUCCCAGGAGCUGCAAGCGGAGCGAGAGCAGAGAGCGGCUUACCAAGGCGCCGUCACUCAGAGCUCCUCAGAGGAGGUGCAGAGGCUGCUCGCUGAGGUCGCCUCUCUUACUGCGGAGAGAGAUCAGCUCAAAGAGGACCUGCAGGAAAACGUAGAGAUGAUGAUAGAGAACCAGGAGCAGCUGAGGACGGUCCUGGAGAAGAACCGCGAGCUGGUGAAGGAGAUCAAACGUCUUCAGUCUGAAAGAAUCAGUAAGCAGGAAGAGCUUCCCAGUGACAUGGGCUCACAGCUGGAGGAAUUACAAAGAAACAUCAAGUCUGUAACUGAGGAGCUGCAGAGCGUGAGAGAGGAGAAAGACCGGGUGCUCUCAGAGAAGGAGUCCCACUGCCAGAAGCUUCAGCUGGAGGUGAUGGCCUUCAGGGAGGAGGGAAAACAGCUGCACGAGGAGCUGAGAGAGGAGAAUAAGAAACUCCACACAGAGCUGGAGGAGCUGAAGGAGGAGAAUACAAAACUCCCCACAGAGCUGGAGGAGCUGAGGGAGGAGAAUAGGAAACUCCACACAGAGCUGGAGGAGCUAAAGGAGGAGAAUACAAAACUCCCCACAGAGCUGGAGGAGCUGAGGGAGGAGAAUAGGAAACUCCACACAGAGCUGGAGGAGCUAAAGGAGGAGAAUACAAAACUCCCCACAGAGCUGGAGGAGCUGAGGGAGAAGAAUACAAAACUCCCCACAGAGCUGGAGGAGCUGAGGGAGAAGAAUAGGAAACUCCACACAGAGCUGGAGGAGCUGAAGGAGGAGAAUACAAAACUCCCCACAGAGCUGGAGGAGCUGAGGGAGGAGAAGACGAAACUCCACACAGAACUGGAGGAGCUAAAGGAGGAGAAUAGGAAACUCCACACCAAACAGGAAGAGAAUAUGAAACUCCACACCGAACCGGAGGAGCUGAAGGAGGAGAAUCAGAAACUCCACACCGAACCGGAGGAGCUGAAGGAGGAGAAUCAGAAACUCCACACCGAACUGGAGGAGCUAAAGGAGGAGAGGAUGAAACUCCACACAGAGCUGGAGGAGCUGAAGGAGGAGAAUCAGAAACUUCACACAGAGCUGGAGGACACAAUCCAAAUGGCGAGCGUCUCGAACGAGGAGCUUGUUCUCACACGAGCAGAAAGAGACCGUCUGCUGAGCGUGAGCGCCGGCCAUCAGUCCUUCACAGAGGAACGUGGAGCCCUGCAGAGCCGCCUGGCCGCUCUCACUGAGGAGCGAGAUCAGCUCCAGGAGAUAGUGGAGGGGCUGAGGGAGGAGAAGAAGGAGCUCCGGGCACAGCUGGAGGAAAAGAUUGAAAUGAUGCAGUGUGAUUUCCAGCAGCAGCAGCUCUUCUCAGGAGCGGAUCCUCUGAAAGACCAGCAGAUCCAGCAGCUGGAGGUGGCUGAGGAGGAGAGCAACCAGAUCAGGUCUCUACUUCAGGUGAAAGAAGAGCUGAUCCUAAAGAAGCAGGAAGAGGUCAACAUGUUAAGACGGAGCAGCCAACUAAUGGAAGAGGAGAUGAUGGAUCUAAAGAGUCAGAUGUUGGAGCUGAAGAGCAGCAGAGACAUGGAGAAGCAGGAGCUGGAGUGUCUGAAAGUGGAGAGAGAGCGUCUGGUGGCUGAGAUGGCCGCUGUGACGGAGCAGCAGGAGACGCUGAAGGGCCGACUGACGGCUCUCAGUCAGGAUCGGGAUCAGUUGGAGGGACUGCUGAGUGAGAGCCAGGAGCGUGGAGCACAGCUGCAGAGACGAACUGAAGCAUUGGAAGCUGAGAUUGGGGAGCUGAACAGAUCUGUACUGACCGUCACUGAGCAGAAGAGGCAGUUGGAGGAGGAGCUACAGCACCUGCUAGAAAAGGCGUCAUCUACAGAAGAGCUUCUGAAGGCAGCCAGAGACGACCUGGUUGAACAAAUGAACCUAAACUCUGAGCUGAAGAACACCAGUGAAGAAAAGAUUUGCUCUUUGGACCAAAAGAUAAUGGAUUUGGCUCAACAGUUAGAAAUCAUUGAAGCUCAGAGAAACUCUCUAGAGUCUGAAAAAGAGAUUACUCUUCAGAAGCACAAAGAGGAGGUGGAGAAGCUGCAGUCUAGCCUGGCUGCUGUCCGUCAGGAAGGAGAGCAGCUGCAGGACGUCCUGCUGGAGCUGAGGGAGGAGAAGGAGCAGCUUGGAGCAAAGCUGCAGGAAAACAUCCACAUGAUGUCAGCCGUCCAGGAGAAGCUCACCCAGCAGGAGCUGCUGACUGCGCAGAAGCAAACAGAGAAAGACCAACAAGAGGCCAGAUUUCAGCAACAAUUGCAGUCCCUCCAGAAGGAGCUGCAGGAGCAGCAGGAGGGCAAAGCUGAAGCCUCCCAGCAGGGAUCCAUUGGAACGUUUACAGAGACAUGCUUGAAGUAUGACUCUGAAGGCCUGGUGGAGGUUCUGAGGUCACAUUGCUCCUUACAGUCUUACCUGAACAAUGUGUCCAAAUCUGCACUGGAUUCCUACGGUGACGUUUGUCUGCUGGGAUGUCAGACUUCUCACAGUUUCAUCACCAUUAUGGAACUCCUCAGAGCGCACGUGUCUGGCUAUGUGAGUGUGCUUGGGGCAGUGGUGGACAAAGACCUGGACAUUUUUGAGGAAAGACGGAUUCAUGACUUGCUGCUUUCCAAAGUUCAUAAUCCCAGAAACUCCGACAAUUACGAGGAAUUCCACCCGCUGUGGAACCAGAGACUCGCUGAGCUCCUGGAACGACAUCAGCUCUACAAACAGAAAAUGGCGAGUAUUUCUGAGGCGCUCUGGGCCAAGCUGACCUCAUUUCUCUCGGUGCUGAGCGCUGAAACCCAGGAGAGGAUCAGAUUUAAUGAGGCGCUUCAGGCGGCCGUCACUCCGCCUGUUCUCAGUGAGCUGGAGCGUGUUCUCAUCCAGGAAGCUGAACGUAGACGCUCCAGUCACCAAAACGUCAAGAUGCUUCUACAGUCCAUCAGUGAUGAGCAGAAUCAGAACCUAACAGAGCUGAAGCAGCUGGAUGCAGAGAGGGAUGUUCAGCUUAGAGAAGAGGGAGAGAGAAAUUCAGCUCUGCUGAAGGAGCUGCACCAAACCAACACCAGGUCCCUGAUAACACAGCUGUCCACAGCUCUUCCUGAACAAGUGGGAAAGCUGGAGGAAGAGUCUAACACUAAACCCAGAAACACUGAGUCCAACCAGAAACAGGCCAUUCAGCUCCUACAGACUGAACUGCAGGACACCCGGGCAGCUUUACUGGAAAAGGAAAACACAAUCCUGAAGCUAAAGGACAAACUACAAGAGUCUGAAAAGAAAGCGUCGCCCAGUGCAGCUGAGCUGGAGAACCUGCGGAGCAAGCUGUUUGACAUGGAGCUGAAGAUGGCCUCAGCCACUGAAGAACACCAGCAAGAGUUACAGAAGAUGCAGGUGGUGCUGAAAGUAAAGGAAGAGUCUCUGAGGAAGCUAAAGCAGGACCUGAGAUCACAGCAGCAGGGCGACGAGUCCUUCCUGACAGGUAAGGAGCUUCAUGCUCGGCUCACCAACCCCAGAGGAACCAUGAUCCACAGCAGCAUUCUGCUGGAAAAGACCAAGCUGGAAGAAGACGUCAAACGGCUUCAGCUGAGGAUCCCAGAGCUGGAAAGCUUGGUUUGCAGCCUGCAGGCUGAGACUAAUAAGUGGAAGAACAGAGCCAUCAGUCUCAAAGGGAAGAGUAAAGCGGAGCCAGACAAGCAACCCUCCACCUGUACCCCUAAGAAGAGGGACCUCCCUACGACCACAGACUCUGCCUUGGUUUUUAGCUCACCUAAGAAAAGUUGUCUUCCUGCCAAGAAAUUUCUGGACUUGCCUCUGAAGGCAGUGGGGUCUCCAGGGAAAGCUCCGCUGCUGCCUUCAAACGUGCUGCUGGAUUCUCCAAAAAGCAGCUUCUUUGACGGAAGUGGAACCACAGAGCUGCUGUCUAAAACCUGCCCAAAGCAGUUCUUUGACAACUCUGACCUGGGAAUCCAGCCAGAUGCAGGAGCUGAAACCGAUUCAUGGCGCUACAAACUCAAGGAGGAAGACUACUGCGGGGUGCAGUAGUCAGUCUAAAACUACACUUCCUAAUGUCUUUUAAUGUUUAAUUGUUAAUAAAAAUGCUAACUAGCA